UCCCCCUCCGCUGAGUAGCCCUCGUUUACUCUCGCGCGAUCUAUCUCAUUCCCCCAAGAUAGAGAAUAGAGCGACUAGGCGACGGCCGGCACAGCGCGAGAGUACGUCUGCUGGGAUGGCUUCCGGCGGCGGCGUCGCCCGCGGCCACCUCGCCGAGGAGCGCAAGUCCUGGCGCAGGAGCCACCCCCACGGCUUCGUGGCCAAGCCGGAGACGCUGCCGGAUGGGUCCGUCAACCUAAUGGUCUGGAACUGCAUCGUCCCCGGCAAAGAAGGCACUGAUUGGGAGGGAGGAUAUUUCCCUCUGGUUCUUAAUUUUGAUGAAAAUUACCCAACUAGCGCUCCUGUCUGCAAGUUUCCUGCUGGCUUUUUCCAUGUCAAUGUCUACAAUACGGGUGCAGUGUGCCUGUCCAUCCUUGGUAACGGAUGGAAGCCUUCCAUCACCGUGCGCCAAAUUCUCAUAGGCAUCCAAGACCUGCUUGAUAAUCCAAAUCCAGCAUCCCCUGCGCAGAAUUCAUGUUAUGAGCUCCUUGUGAAGAAUUUGCCAGAGUACAAGAAUCGUGUUCGUCAGCAGGCCAAGCGGUAUCCUUUGCAUGUGUAGCAGUGAACAGCUUUCAGCAACCAAGAUGGUAGCUAAUAACCAAGCAUUCGUUUUGCCGGAGUGGAUCGGAACUUGUAAUGCUUGUGCUUAUUAUUCAUUAUAAGACUAAAUGCAGUGAUUAUAAUGUGGCAUGGGAAAUUGGCAACUUACUGUUGGAACUGCUAAAAUACAGUAGGAAGUACCGGAGGUACAUCUUAGCGUCUGUUCGGCUUAUCAGCAAUUCAGCAUCUUACUGUGAUGCCUAUAUAUACGGCGAGCGAAAGCCUUUUGUUCUA
Messenger RNA from Panicum virgatum (switchgrass), 873 nucleotides. Its product is annotated as SUMO-conjugating enzyme SCE1-like. Gene Ontology annotation, cellular component: nucleus. The record is from RefSeq and is a predicted model, not a curated record. Gene Ontology annotation, molecular function: SUMO conjugating enzyme activity. Gene Ontology annotation, biological process: protein sumoylation. Lineage: Eukaryota; Viridiplantae; Streptophyta; Magnoliopsida; Poales; Poaceae. The transcript is spliced from 5 exons. The coding region runs from base 116 to 598 and encodes 160 amino acids.